AUGAGUCGCGUUUCGGCCGUCACGCGCCAAACGGCUAACAUGCGAUGGUUGCUGAGAAAUACUUUCAGAAAGCCCGAUUUUCGUCCACUCCAACGAGAAGUGAUCAUAGCUGUCAUUGAAGGGCAUGAUCCUCAACCUCAUUUGGAAAGAGCUUGUGUUACCAGCUACCUGCGAUUCUCAGGGAUUGGGGAUGUGAGUGUUCAUUGCUCGUCAUCAAAAGGAGUGACUAUCGUCAUCUGUCCACUCCUCUCAUUGAUGACGGAUCAAGUCAAUACCCUGAAAGGUCUCGGUGUAUCAGUGGCAACGCUCAAUUCCAAUACCACCCUUGAUGAGAAAAAAUGGAUACAGGAGGAUAUGCUUUGUGGUCACCCCAGUACCAGACUUCUUUAUGUCACGCCUGAGCUAUGUGAACAAGAUCACUUUCGCCGUCGCUUGCUCAAGGUCCAUGAGCAAGGCCAGCUCGUUCGUAUUGCAAUUGAUGAAGCACAUUGCAUCAGUGAAUGGGGAAAUGAUUUCCGCAAAGCAUACAAAGAGCUAGGUUGGUUUAGAAGGAACUUGAUCAAUCCAACUAUCCCAAUGACGGCUGUGACAGCCACUGCUACACCCCGAGUCCGCGAGGACAUCAUCAAUAUCCUUGGAUUUGACCUGAAUCGACUCAAACUCUUCAAUACCCCUUCAGAUCGGCCUAACAUCCACUAUGAGGUUCGAUACCGUCCAGACUUCGGCGGUGACGAAGCCGAAGCCGAGAACAGUCAGCUUCUAAACUUGUUCAAUUGGCUCAAGGCUAUUCGACUUCGACGCGAGGCUCGGCAGGGUAGCGAGCUACCGCCAAUGUCAGGUAUCGUCUACGUGGGAAAGCGUUUAAUGGCUGAACAUCUUGCACACAGACUGUCCUCAGACGAGACCAUCAUGGCCGUGGCGUACCACGCCGGCGUUGAGGCCAGCAGACGCUCGCAAAUUCAGUCUACAUGGAAAUCAUCUCAUUCUUUCCAGCCAGCAGAUGGCCGACCAAUCCCUACGUUCUCCAUCAUCGUCGCAACGAAUGCCUUCGGCAUGGGCAUCGACAACCCGGAUGUCCGCUUUGUCGUGCACUGGACGCCACCGCGAAGCUUCGAAAGCUUCGUCCAAGAAUCAGGCCGUGCAGGCCGAGACGGCCGUGCUGCUAUAUCCCUUGUUUACUAUGGUAUUCAAGAGAGGAACUUCAUCGAGAAUAUGAUCUAUCGGGACGCACCCCAAAACCGAGAAGCCAAGCUCGAAAGCUUUGGCAAGGUGAUUAGAUACUGCGAAAGCAUAACAAGAUGUCGGCACGAACUCAUUAAGGAGUUCUUUGGCGAUUUUGAGCUUGAAGAAAUGGGAUCACAGCGGCCUUCUGUGGGAGGUGUUCCUAUGAGCUCGUCACCUUGUGACUUUGCGUGCGAUUUCUGUAAAGAGGGCCGUGCAGGAUUGGCCAAGCGCCGGGAGAAGAUGGCGUCUGAAACCCAGAUGGCUGUCCUGUACGCAGAUUGUGACUAA
Molecule: messenger RNA, 1512 nt
Organism: Penicillium soppii
Lineage: Eukaryota; Fungi; Ascomycota; Eurotiomycetes; Eurotiales; Aspergillaceae
Product: putative RecQ family helicase RecQ
Exons: 5
Coding region: 1-1512 (503 amino acids)
Biological process (GO): double-strand break repair via homologous recombination
Cellular component (GO): cytoplasm; chromosome
Molecular function (GO): nucleic acid binding; 3'-5' DNA helicase activity; ATP binding
Source: RefSeq, a predicted model, not a curated record